Molecule: messenger RNA, 3978 nt
Organism: Plasmodium fragile
Lineage: Eukaryota; Apicomplexa; Aconoidasida; Haemosporida; Plasmodiidae
Exons: 1
Coding region: 1-3978 (1325 amino acids)
Biological process (GO): phosphatidylinositol phosphate biosynthetic process; inositol phosphate biosynthetic process
Cellular component (GO): nucleus; cytoplasm
Molecular function (GO): inositol hexakisphosphate kinase activity
Source: RefSeq, a predicted model, not a curated record
AUGAGAGUAGAAGAAUACAGACACCAGGUUGGGGGGCACUGCAAACUGAUAAAACCGAAGGACUCAUCGAAAGUGUACAAACCGCUUAUAGAAAAUGAAUACAUUUUCUAUAAGAAGUUGGCGAACUUUGGAGCGUCUUCCGCGGAGUCGGGGCCAUUACACAUUUUGAAAAAAUUCAUCCCCAAGUUUUAUGGAGUGACUGAAAUCGUCGUUGAGUAUUCCUCCUCGUCCGAGACGGAGGACAACCUAGUUAACAAAAAGAACACGCGAAAUGAACGGAGUGGUAGUAAGGGUCGAAAAUAUUUCAGUUUGGAAGGGCGCGAUGGGAGAAACGAACUGGAGGACCAACGGUUAAACCAAGUGCCCAACGAACCGGUAGCCAAACCACCUCACGGCGAGCCCGAAAAAGGAGAAAAGGACGCGGAAAGUGACAAGUGCGCCAAGGGGAAGAAGCGAAAGAAAUACAUCGCGCACAUCGUCUUGGAAGAUCUCGUAUACGGAUUUAAGCGACCAUGUGUGCUGGACAUCAAAAUGGGAAAAAGACAAAGAAAAAUAGGUGCGUCUUUAGAAAAAAGAAAAAGACAAGUAGAAAAAAGUUUUAGAACAACUAGCCAUUCUCUAGGAUUUAGAUUAUGCGGUUGCCAACAUUACAACAAAAUAAAUGACAAAUUAUUUUAUAAAGAUAAAUAUUGGGGUAGAAAUUUAACAAAGGAAAAUAUCCCAUGGGCAAUUCGAAAUUGGUUUUGGAAUGGUGUCUUACUGUACGACGAAUUGAUUCCAUUACUGCUAGAAAAAUUACAUCGAUUUUUUAAUUGCAUAAUGGAGUUACGACACUAUCGAUUUUGGUCGUCUUCCCUUCUGUGGGUUUUUGAUGGCGGACUGAAUGACGAAAAAGCGAGAUCAAAUUCGCUAGACAUACGAAUGAUAGAUUUUGCCAAUACCAUUUAUUUACAAGAUAACCCAUCUGUGGAUGAUGAAUAUAUCUUUGGUCUUAAAAACUUAAUUCAUUCCAUGCAGAUCCUAAACAACACCAUUCAGGGAAUGAAUUUUUUGCCCCAUGAAAUUAGUACUUGUUUCUAUUCUGAAAAUUGUAAACCCAGGGAAAAUUCCUGUCGUCCCAUUCUUCAGAAAUCCAACUCAGCCGCUUUGGAGGAAAAAUUAAAAAAAAAGAAAAAAAAUCUGUACGUAAAUUUUGAAUUUUUAAAAAGUACCAAAGCGAGGCGCAAAAGUAGUAAUGUUUUUUCAAGUCACGUGGCAGGGUCGUUGGAAACCCAGCUAGCAGAUGGAUCACCAAAAGGGAUAAGUGAUGACGGAUUAGCAUUUCAACACCUUAACAAAUUUAUGGGGAAGAAAAAAAAAAAAAAAAUCUGGAAUCAAGUUCAGUACUUUAGUAACUCCGAUUCACCCAUCGGGCACCAAAUGAUCCUUUCUGCAUGUAGCACCCCAGUGGCAAGAUUUCACAACAGAGAGGUGUGCUUGAGUGGUUGGUUAGAUGAGACGCUUCCUAUGAAUGUAGCCCACAGAACUAGGGGAAGUCCCCAUUUCAAUAUCCCCCCCAUACCUGUUACCAGCGUGGACCACACGGAUGAUGGUCCAGCUGCAGCCAAAUAUUCGCAUGGAAGCGAUUUUCAGGAACAGGCGAAUAUAAUCACUUUUAGCGAAAGUGCAAACGGACUCGUGGGAAAUGAUGUUCUAGCGUUAGAAGCACUUCAAAUAGACCACAACAUAACGAGUGACCACCACUCGGAAAUUCCCUCAAAGGGGAAGGAACCCGUUGCCCCAAUACAUUUGGUCGAGCAUUCCAAACAGGCUCACUCCACAGAUGAAUACGAACUUGUAGACCUACCGAAAAAGACAACUAACACAACUAAACAGAAUGACACUUCAGAACAAGUGCCAACGGAUAACCCCAUCGAUGAGGCAAAAAUCGUACGAUUCGAAUCGGUGCAUAUAGAGUGUGAUAAUGCGAUAACGACUAAGCAUGAAACAGAUCGGAGGAAUCGCCAGACAGGGGGAAGCAUAAACGACAUGGAACAGGUACAAACAAAUUCCUCUUGGAAAAGUAAAAAUAAAAAUUGCCAUCCCGUAAAUCACGUCGAAGAAGAAGAAGCAACAAAUGGAGAAACCGAAAAGGGAAAAUUUUCGCUAACUCAGGAUUGCCAAAAUUUUGUGAACAAGUCAGAUGAAAAACGAUCGAACAUCAAUGCGCAGCUUCUUAAAACUCGUGAAAACGUUUCUUCCAUGUUGGGAAAUGCAGAUUUAUUUGGAAGGGGUAACUCAGAGGAGUGGCACGAGAACAAUCUGUAUGAACAAGUCAUACAAGGAGUUAUAGCGAAGACGUUAAAAGUUGCCUCCAUGUGUAGCCGAAGGGACAAAACUGCCUCUCCUUACAUUGUGAAUAAGACUCCUGUAAAUGGGAACUUCAUGAACAGGAUCGAAGAUGAAAGGGAAGACGAUGGAUGGCGCAAGGAGGGUAAGCCAACAAGACACGAAAAUGUCUUUACAAAUUUUUGUGAGUCAAGGGCGAAAGGUAGACCUUACAAGCACGAGUAUAUUGUCUCAAGUGAAGCGAAUAGAAAUGAUGUUGCGCAGAAUGGGGAUGAAAGGACAGAUAGGACGGGAAGCUACCCGAAGGGAAGCGACGCGGGGAUGGAGAUAAUGCAGGAACGCAGAAUCGAAAACAAUAAUGAGCAGCAAGACAGGAAAAACAUCAGGCAAAACUUGGGGGAGACAGGAUCCCACAUUCAGGCGUACACGCAAGGGGACUUAAAGCACACCAUGCUCAAAAAAAGGGAGCAUCCUAUUGGAAGCGUACUGCGGCCCAAAUUCCCAAGCGCUUCGUUGAUGAGUGAAUCACAAUGGAAUCUUCUAAACAGAAACAUAAACCUCAAAGUGUUCAUCAAUCAUAUGAUUAAGAAAGAAAUUGAAGAAAAGAAGAAGGCACAGGAGUAUCUGUACCUUUUAGUGAAAGGAAGAAAGGAACUGGACCUGCGAGCCCUACGCAGGGAACACGUCUCCGAUAGCAACAAGGACGCAGUGGGAUUGUCGUGUACGGAGCAAAAGGGGCACACACAAGGCAAAGUAGGUAGAACGAGCGCAGCCACCGGACGUGGAAAGAACGAAGCCAAUGACCCCCCCUCAGAAACAGCAAGAAGCGAACUGCCCCCCAUACAUAACCCUUAUCUCUCACAAAAAAGACUCAGCUAUAGUUACAGUCACCGUAACACCCACAGUCACUCCCACAAUUGCAGCCACAGCUACAGCUCAGACUCGGGCCUGAUUUACAAUAGAAGUCUGCUAGUGGGGGGCCUGGAGAAGAUGCUAAAAAAGGAAGCGGGAAUUAUCAACAAGAGGUGCAGUUCCUGCACAGAUAUAACCUUGAGAAUAAAAAAAGGAAAAAAUAAGAAAAAAAAAAAAAAAUAUAUAAAAAAAAAACUUUUUAAAAGAAUUAAAUUAUUAUCGGCUAUGAGAAAUAACAUAAUGAAAUCAAGCCCAAAAUUAAUUUUCUCCAAUUAUACGGUUCCUAAUCAACAUUGUGAGGCACGUUCCAUUGAUUACUCACUAAAGAGCGAUUCCAUUAGCAGAAUUACAGAUGAUUUUAACGUCUUCACCCCGGAGCAUAGGAGCAACCGAUACGUUCACUCCGUCAUCAGCCAGAGACACAACACACACAUCAAUCGCGCAACAAAUAAGCAAACGGCCUAUAACACAUGCCGGGAGAAGAACCUGAUUGUACCCCUAAUAGACAACAAUGCGAGGGAGAAGUACCUUCGAAGGUCCAUGUCCGAACCCAACUUGUACAAAUUUGGAUACUUGAGAUGCAUCCCUAACGAUUUUAAUGACACCAAAAUUAAUUACAACAGUUUGGUGGCAAGCAGGUUGGAUAAGAUGAGUAGGAUUCCCAUUUACAACCAGAUAUAUGGAUUUACGUCAAACUCGAGUGACAUGGAUUCGUCCGAUGUAUCAUGCGACUACUAA